This is a messenger RNA of Ogataea philodendri, 531 nucleotides long. RefSeq lists its product as uncharacterized. The transcript is spliced from 2 exons. NCBI's taxonomy places the organism in Eukaryota, Fungi, Ascomycota, Pichiomycetes, Pichiales, Pichiaceae. The record is from RefSeq and is a predicted model, not a curated record. The coding region runs from base 1 to 531 and encodes 176 amino acids.
AUGCAACCACCUUGUCAAACAGAGACUCGCGAACCUCGUUGUCAAAUUGCGACAGUUUGGCAGCUCGCCAUAGAUGUUAAAGAUCUGCUCGCCCUUCUUGAUGUCCUUGGUGGCGGUCAUGACAAGAACAUCGUUUUCAUAACUCAGAUUAGCGUUCACCAGAUUGGUGUUGGAAUUGAGCGUAUCGGCAAGAGGAACCAUGCUCUUCAAAUACCCGUCGAACUUGAGUCCGUCGUGUUCCUCGGCCAAAAACUCGUUCACCUCUUCUUCUUCUUCAUCCACGUCGUCGUCCUCUGGAUCGUCCACGUCGAAAGAAUAGCUCAUGAUUAUGCUUGCAACCAUAUGGAAUUUUUCAAGAGUGAGAAAAUCCGCCAAUUUUUGGCUUCCAAGUCGAACACACAUGUCUGGAACAAGUCGAGCAUGCAUGCGUUCGGCCUGAUCGCGACCGAUUCUAGUAAGGACGUUCGAAGGCUUCAACAUUGCGAGCUCGUCGUCCGACCAAAACAUCAAGGAGUUGAAUUUUUCAGGUAA